GCGAGGCCGGCCUUGAACGGAACGUGGGAAUGUGAAGUGAAAUCGACUUUCGCGGCCAGCCGAAAGCGAGUCGUCGUCGUCUUCUCCCCGCGGGCCAGCGCUGCACCCCCAGGACCACCAUGGCCAAAUCCUGCACCGCCAACAUCCGAGUCACCAAAGAGACGCGCGAGAAGAUGGCUCUCUUUAGAGAAUCGCUUUUGAAAGAGGGUGAAGAUUUUCUUUUCACAUUUUUACCUGCAAAAAUAUUCCAGUUGGAUAAGUUUCUUAAGGAAAAUUCACUCAACGUUCAAGAUUUGACUGCUCUUAAAGCCCCUCUGGAGAUCCCUAUUCCAGACCCCCCACCCAAAGAAGACGAGAUGGAUACAGGAAAAGAGGAAAAGGAAGCUCCCAAAUGUGGCUAUCUGAAAGGAAACGAGGUUCUCAUUUCACUUCUGGAUCGUGUGAAACCCGAAGUUCGCGAGUUUAAAGAAAAAUGCAGUUUGGUCACGACUUGGAUCCAGUUCAUGAUCCCCAAAAUCGAGGACGGCAACGACUUCGGGGUGGCAGUUCAGGAGAAAGUGCUGGAACGUAUCACGGCUCUGAAGACCAAAGCGGAUGCUUUCCAAACCACCAUUGCUAAAUAUUUUCUGGAGCGUGGAGAUGCGGUUGCCAAGGCCUCCAAAGACACUCACGUGAUGGAUUACCGGUGCUUGGUUCAUGAACGCGACGAAGCCAUUUACCGAGAAAUGCAGAUGAUGGUGCUUGAUAUCCGUGGAUUUUAUGCUGAGCUGUACCACAUCCUAAGCAAAAACCUGGAGAAACUGACCAACCCCAAAGGCGAAGAGAAGCCGUCCAUGUACUAACAGGGGGGAAAAAAAACGCAUUUAAGGGCAAACAGGGAAGGGAUGUUAUGUGGGUCACGGUACAUCUUUGUGCUAAUAACACAAUUUGCCGGAAUCCGCGACCGCCGUUCCUUGCAGGGGGAGCUCCUGGCAACUUUUUCUGUCUCUUUUUGGAGGGUGUCGGGCGUCGGGCGAACAUAAAAAUACAAGGUUAGAAAGAGAGCCGAGAUAUUUAGAACCCAGAAGGAAGGAGAUGUCACGGAAAGAAGCAAAAAGGGUAACAAAAUAAAAAGAUUUCGAUCAAUGUG
Molecule: messenger RNA, 1129 nt
Organism: Pantherophis guttatus
Lineage: Eukaryota; Metazoa; Chordata; Lepidosauria; Squamata; Colubridae
Gene: PSME2
Product: proteasome activator subunit 2
Biological process (GO): positive regulation of endopeptidase activity; regulation of G1/S transition of mitotic cell cycle; regulation of proteasomal protein catabolic process
Cellular component (GO): proteasome activator complex; cytoplasm; nucleoplasm
Molecular function (GO): endopeptidase activator activity
Source: RefSeq, a predicted model, not a curated record